Molecule: messenger RNA, 1854 nt
Organism: Henningerozyma blattae CBS 6284
Lineage: Eukaryota; Fungi; Ascomycota; Saccharomycetes; Saccharomycetales; Saccharomycetaceae
Exons: 1
Coding region: 1-1854 (617 amino acids)
Biological process (GO): regulation of lipid storage
Cellular component (GO): endoplasmic reticulum
Source: RefSeq, a predicted model, not a curated record
AUGUCAAACAUAAACGUGGAACCAUCAAAUAGAACUUUAGGAAACGCAGGUGCAAAUGCAAAUGAAAAUGCAAAUGAAAAUGCAAAUGCAAAUGCAAAUGCAAAUGCAAAUGCAAAUUCAAACACAAACACACACGCUUCCCCCUCGUUAAUUGUAGACUCCGAACCUCAACUACAAAAUAAAAUUUACAACUUGCAAAAAAAUUAUAAAUCAUUCCUAAUAAACUCCCAAUGGAUACUAAACAUCCUAAUCAUCAUCAACACAAUUUGGUUAUUCCUCUCCAUCAUCUCCGAUUAUUUCUUCAACAUCUCCGUUUUUUUCAAUUCAAACAAUAAAUUAAAUAAUUUCAAUGACAUCUCGUUAAUCAUUCUAUCCAUUAUUGCCAAUUGUUUCAAUCUUUGGUUCACAAAUUCAAACCUUUAUUCCUCCCUAGAUUCAUUCCUCAAUUUGACUCUAUGCUUACUGACUUUAUUCAAUUUGAUUCUCAUUUUUGCAAUCCAUUAUACAAGAUCAAGAAUCGGUAUCAUCGGUAUCUUCACUUAUCUUUGGGCUUCAUUUUCAUUUUUAAUUGGCUUUGUCCUAGAUUGGUAUUUCCUUCAUUAUACAACUCAAUUAAAUAACAUUUACUCUGAACAAUCCGAAUUUCCCUCACAAACAAAUUAUAAUUCAAUCAAUCACAACCACACUCCACCCCCACCCCCACCCCGUUCUAUCGAUAAACAUACUUUUAAAGAAUGGAUUUUCAUUGGGUUUAGAACCUUUAUCAAAUCCCUCAUUCUACUCUACAUCAGUUUUUUCACUUUAAACACAUUAUUAUCCACUUGGGAUUUACAUCAAACAACAAAAUAUAUCAAUAAUUCCUCUACAUCAUCAUCAUCAUCAUCAUCAUCACCUGAUUAUGAAUCGUUCCACUGGACAAACACAGCUCAUACUCAUCAAUUACAUAUCCAAUGUUUUGGUGAUGUGUUCAAUUCAACAGAUUCAUUACAACCCAUCAUCUUAUUCGAACAUGGUUCAUUCGAUACAAGUUAUCAAUCUGCAAAUUGGAUUAAAGAAUUGUAUCAUUUAAAUAAAAUACAUCGAUAUUGUACUUAUGAUCGUCCAGGUUACGGAUUAAGUGAUUCACCUCCAGCUCCAAUCUCGAUUGCCAUCUUGGCCAAUUCUUUACAAUACGCAUUAUUCGAAGAGGCCCAAAUCCAAGGACCUUUCAUUACUAUAGGCUAUGAUAUGGGUGGAUUAUUAACUCAAGUCUUUACUGCUAAAAACUUGGAUAAAGUACAUGCAAUGAUGCUUAUAGAAUCUUGGCAUGAGGAUUUAUUAUUGAAAAAUUAUAUUCAACGACUCUUACCUCCAUCUGAUGAUGAUGACGGUGACAACUAUUAUUAUUCACAAAUCAUCAACAUUCUCGCAUCCUCAUCAAAACUCCCACCUGGUGUGAAACGAUUAAAUGAAUUGAAAAUCUUAUGGGAUGGUCUUUGGUCUCCAUUAGGUUUGAAUUUGCAAUCUUCAUGGUUGAUAGCUCAUCAUGGGUCCUUUGAAAGAAUCUUUGGUCGUGAUAUGAAAUUCCAAGGUAAAUUCCUCAGAAUGAAAUUCUUGGAAAGUUUGACAAGUUCGUUAUUAAGUUAUAACGAUGUCAUCAAUUCCAAACAAGAUUUACAAAAUGUUAAAACAAGUGUUGUUACAUCCAAAGAAAUGGUGAAAAAUUCAUUGAAAUGGGGGGAAUGGCAAAGAGAUUUAUCGAAAUUAUCAAACCAAGUGAAAGAAUGGAAAAUUGUAGAAGGUGGUCAUGAAUUUUAUAAAUUUGGUCUUGGUAAAAAACAAACUCAAGAGGUUUUAUUGCGCUUAUUAAAUUGA